AUGGUAGAUGCGAGCACCUUUACUCAUUUGAUCUCCGCAUGCUCGUUUUUAAGAUCAAGAGAAUAUGGAAGAAAAAUCCACAACCAUAUUCUGAAAUUCAACUUGCUGCCAGAUACGAUUCUCGAGAACCAUAUUGUCAAUAUGUACGGAAAAUGUGGGUUGACAAAUGGUUCUAGGAAAGUGUUCGACAAUAUGCCUGAAGUGACGAGGACUUCGUUAAUUGCUGGAUACUCACAGAACGGUAGGGAUAUCGAAGCCUUAAAAUUGUAUGUGCAAAUGCAGCAGUCUGCUUGUUCGAGUAUUGCCGAUGCUGGUUUGGGUGGGCAGUUGCAUGGCCAGGUAAUCAAAUCUGAAAUUGGGUCCCACCUAAUAGCUCAAAACUCUCUUACUGCUAUGUACACCAAGUUUGCUCUGAUCAGUGAGUCGGCCGAUGUUUUCUCGCGCAUCAAGAAAAAGGAUUUGAUUUCAUGGAGUUCAAUGAUUUCCAGGUUUUCAAAACUCGGUUAUGAGUUCGAAGCUCUAAACUGUUUGAAGAAAAUGCUCUCUCAGGGUAGCUACAUUCCAAACGAGUUCAUUUCAGAAGUGUUGUCAGUUCUUGUGGCUCUCUCGUUCAGCCAGAAUAUGGGAGGCAGAUGCACCCGAAGUAUAAACUACGGUUUGGAGGCGAUGCUUUUGCAGUCAUAUCCAUAUGGCGGUGAUGCAAAUCAUGCCACGUCAUCAUUUUCUCGAAUGAGGCAUUUCGCCACGUCAGCACCAGAUGACAUCACUGUCCGUUCUUUGCUCUGUGGGUUCACCGAACCAUGUAUCCUCUCCCAAGGGAAACAGCUGAUAAUGGAAACAAAGGUGAUCUCACCCAAGGACGUGGUAUCAAUCUUCAAAGCUGUUUACGAAUGGUUUAAAAAUAGGAAACAAGACAAAGAAAAUAAGGAUACGAAAGAAGCCAUCGAUGCAUUGGCGAAGGAAUGCAAUCAGAGAAAUUGA
Erythranthe guttata (spotted monkey flower) is the source of this 981-nucleotide messenger RNA. The record is from RefSeq and is a predicted model, not a curated record. Lineage: Eukaryota; Viridiplantae; Streptophyta; Magnoliopsida; Lamiales; Phrymaceae.